AUGAGUUCCCCUGGCAAACAGGAGUCCCAGCUGGGGGAAGAACCGGAGGCUCACAGGGUCUCCAGGAAGGUAACAGGGUCUGGUGUGUCCAGAGCUCCAUCCAUGAGGAGUGAUGUAUCAAAAGAUGAUGGCCCUAACAUGGCAGGAGGAGAAAGGCUGUCCAGGAAGGGACCAGGUUCUGGUGUGUCCAGAGCUCCAUCCAUGAGGAGUGACUGGUCAAAAGAUGAUGGCCCUAAAAUGGCAGGAGGGGAAAGGCACUCCAGAAAAGAAACAGGGUCUGGUGUGUCCAGAGCUCAAUCUAUGAGGACGGACUGGUCAAAAGAAGAGCCCCCUUACAUGGCAAAAGGAGAAAGGGAACAAGAGAUAGAAUACGACCUAGACACCAGCAGCAGUCAGGAUAAGCAAUCAGAUCUGCUUCAUAUUUUUAAGGAGCUUGAGGAGAAUAUCAUCACCUUUUUAAAGAAAGAGCUGCAGAGAUUUAGGAUGAUCCUCUGUCCAGACUACCAAGAAAACUAUGAUAUGAAAGCAGGGGAUGAGAGUGAUGCCAGAGAAGGAGCUCUCAAGAUGGCACUACACUUCCUCCGUAAGAUGGAGCAUCAGGAUCUUGCUGACAAACUGAAUGAAAGUAAGAUAGAUGAACUCAAUAUAAUUUGUCAGAAUGACUUGAAAAGAACCCUCAAGAACAGGUACCAGAAUGUCUCUGAAGGUAUAGCCAAAUCUGGAAGCUCUGUUCUGCUGCAAAAUAUAUUCACAGAGCUCUACAUCACAGAGGGAGGAAGUGGGAAAGUAAUUGAGGAGCAUGAAGUCAGGCAGAUUGAGUCUAUGUCAAAGAGAGCAGCUGGACAGGACAAACAAAUCAAAUGUUCUGAUAUCUUUAAGCCAUCAACUAGUCAGGACAAACCAAUAAGAAGAGUCCUAACAAAAGGGGUUGCGGGCAUUGGCAAAACUAUUUCUGUGAACAAAUAUAUCCUGGACUGGGCUGAGGGUCAUGACAACAAAGACAUCGAUUUCAUCUUCCCACUAUGCUUUCGGGAGCUCAACCUUAUGAAAGACAAAGAGUGGUCUUUGAUGGAUCUUCUUCAUCACUUCUUUCCAGAGACAAAGCAGUUAACAAUUGGCUGUCAGAAGAAAUAUAACAUGCUCUUUGUCCUUGAUGGUUUGGAUGAGUGUCGACUUCAUCUCAAUUUUCAAACAAAUGAAAAUGUGUCUGAUGUGAGAGCUGUCACCUCACUGGAUGUACUCUUGAAAAAUCUCAUCAAGGGUAAUCUCUUCCCCUCUGCUCUGUUGUGGAUAACCUCUCGGCCAGCAGCAGCAAGUCAAAUUCCUCCAGAGUGUGUUGACCUAGUGACAGAAGCCCAGGGUUUCAAUGAUUCCCAAAAGCAGGAGUACUUCAAGAAGAAGAUCAACGAGGAGCAACUUGCAAGAAGAAUCAUUUCACACAUUCAAUCAACAAGGAGCCUCCACAUCAUGUGCCACAUACCUGUGUUCUGCUGGAUUGCUGCUAUGGUUCUGCAGACGAUUUAUUCCUCAGGACAUACACAGAUUCCAAAGACGUUGACAGAAAUGUACACAUACUUCCUCAUGUUUCAGACCAGACAGAGAAACAACAAAUUUGACAAUGUGCAUGACCUUAACACACAACAGAAUCAUAAGCUGAUCCUCCAUCUUGGAAAGCUGGCCUAUGAUCAGUUAGAGAAGGGCAAUCUGAUCUUUUAUGAAGAAGACCUCAGAGAGUGUGGCAUUGAUGACAAAGAUGCAACAGUGUUCUCUGGCCUUUGCACCCGGAUCAUCCAAGAAGAAUCAGGGAUUAUUCAAAGACCAAUGUUUUGCUUUGUGCAUCUCACUGUCCAGGAGUAUCUCGCCGCUUUGUACGCGAUGAUGAUGUUGGGUAUUGAAAAGAAAGACAUAAUAUCCUCACCACAUUCACCUCCAGUGAUGAAAUCGAUAAUCACCUUGCAGAAGAGUGCUGUGGACAAAGCUUUGGCUUACGAAGAUGGACGCUUUGACCUCUUCCUCCGCUUCCUUCUUGGCCUCUCUGUGGAGUCAACUCAGACUCUCCUGCAUGGUCUAAUACAGACUAGACAAAUUAAGAUGGGCAAUAAUGAAACAAUCACAUACAUUAAGGAGAAGAUCAGGGAGGCCUCAUCCUGCGAAAGGAUGAUCAACCUCUUCCACUGCCUAAAUGAGCUGAAUGACAACUCCUUAGUGGAGGAGAUCAGGAGCUUCCUUAGUGCAGGGUCUCUUUCUGAAGCUCAACUCUCACCUGGUCAGUGGUCCGCUCUAGUGUUUAUGCUGCUGACAUCAGACCAGAAUCUGAACGUGUUUGACUUGAAGAAGUACGCCAGAUCUGAUGAGGCUCUCCUGAGGAUGAAGCCAGUACUGGAGGAAUCCUACACGAUUCUGGUUGCCAGAUGUGGGCUCACUAAACAGAGCUGUGCAACAUUAGCCACCAUCCUCUGCAAAGACUCAUCGAAGCUCAGACACCUGGAUCUCAGUGACAACCACAUUGGAGAUGAUGGACUCCAACUACUGUGCAGUGGACUGGAGAUCCCCACCUCUGCACUGGAGACACUGAGGGCCGAUGGCUGUGGGCUCUCUGAACAGAGCUGUACAACAAUAGCAUCCAUCCUCUGCAAAGACUCAUCAAAGCUCAGACACCUGGAUCUCAGUGACAACCACAUUGGAGAUGUUGGAGUCCAACUACUGGUCGAUAGCUGUAAGCUCACUAAACAGAGCUGUGCAACAUUAGCCACCAUCCUCUGCAAAGACUCAUCGAAGCUCAGACACCUGGAUCUCAGUGACAACCGCAUUGGAGAUGUUGGAGUCAACCAACUGUGUAGUGGACUGGAGAGCCCAGACUGUGCACUGGAGAUACUGAGAUUGUCAGACUGUGGUGUAACAGGAGGAGGAUAUGCUGCUCUGGCCGCAGCUCUCAAAUCAAACCCUUCACACCUGGAGGAGCUGGACCUCAGAGGGAACGACCCCGGAGACCCCAGAGUGAAGUUACUCACUGAUCUAUUACAGGACCCUCAUUGCUUCCUCUCUCUUCUCCGCCUCUUGUGUCCCAGUAAAGAAGAAGCCUGCGAGUAUCUGACUACCGUUCUUGGUGGAAACCCCUUACUCAUGACUGAGCUGGAUCUGAGUGGCCAGAUACUAGGAGAUUCAGGAGCGAAGCAGUUUUGUGCCCUACUGGAAGAUUCACACUGCAGAGUGAAGACACUCACGGCCAAUAGCUGUGGGCUCACUGCUCAGAGAUGUACAAGACUAGCAUCUAUCCUCUCCAAAGAAUCAUCGAAGCUCAGAUACCUGGAUCUCAGUGGCAACCACAUUGGAGAUGUUGGAGUCCAACUACUGUGUAGUGGACUGAAGAACCACAACUGUGCACUGGAGACACUAAGCUUGUCAGACUGUGGUGUAACAGGAGAAGGAUAUGCUGCUCUGGCCUCAGCUCUCAAAUCAAACCCUUCACACCUGGAGGAGCUGGACCUGAGAGGAAACGACCCUGGAGACUCCAGAGUGAAGUUACUCACUGAUCUAUUACAGGACCCUCAAUGUAAACUAAAGAGACUGAGACUGUUGAAGACUGGUUCAGCAGAAGAAGCCUGCGAGUAUCUGACUACCGUUCUUGGUGGAAACCCCUUACUCUUGACUGAGCUGGACCUGAGUGGCAAGAUACCAGGACAUUCAGGAGCGAAGCAGUUUUGUGCUCUACUGGAAGAUUCACACUGCAGAGCCAAGACAAUCACGGUCGAUAGCUGUGGGCUCACUGCUCAGAGCUGCACAACACUAGCCAACAUUCUCUGCAAAGAAUCAUCAAAGCUCAGACACCUGGAUCUCAGUGACAACCACAUUGGAGAUGUUGGAGUCCAACUACUGUUUAGUGGAUUGAGGAGUCCAAAAUGUGUUCUGGAGGCACUGAAGUAA
Molecule: messenger RNA, 3924 nt
Organism: Engraulis encrasicolus (European anchovy)
Lineage: Eukaryota; Metazoa; Chordata; Actinopteri; Clupeiformes; Engraulidae
Product: NACHT, LRR and PYD domains-containing protein 12-like
Exons: 18
Coding region: 1-3924 (1307 amino acids)
Biological process (GO): intracellular signal transduction
Molecular function (GO): protein binding
Source: RefSeq, a predicted model, not a curated record